Nicotiana tabacum (common tobacco) is the source of this 2994-nucleotide messenger RNA. Its product is annotated as G-type lectin S-receptor-like serine/threonine-protein kinase SD2-5. Gene Ontology annotation, biological process: protein phosphorylation. NCBI's taxonomy places the organism in Eukaryota, Viridiplantae, Streptophyta, Magnoliopsida, Solanales, Solanaceae. Gene Ontology annotation, molecular function: ATP binding; protein serine/threonine kinase activity. The record is from RefSeq and is a predicted model, not a curated record.
UUCAAAAUUUCAAAUGUACUUCUCUUCCCAUGCAAAAUGUUGUCCAAAGAGCAUACUAGUUAAUCGCCCAUUUGGCAUUGAAACUGUAGGAAAAUAACAUUUCCAGUCCUUACCAUUACAUAAUCUCAAACUUUGGCGAGUAAACUCUAUGCACAGAAAAGGAAAAUAGAACAUCAGCUUCAGAACCGUCUUUAUCCUAUCCAGACACGUAGUUAAACGGAUGGGAAUAGAAUCAACGGAUUCACUUCAAGGAUGAUCAAGUCAUUGAUGUAACUUAGAGAUGAACUAUUCAUCUAUGUAAGAACUCUUUUCUCUUGAAAUAUAUUCUUGGUUAAAGAAACAUUUUAGCUUUUUUGUCUAAAAAAAGUCAUGGCUUUAGCCUCUCUCAAUCAUGUCUUGAAGCUUUUGAUCAUUGUGCUCCUUAAGAACCUUACUUCAGCUCAAUUUCCUGAUUAUUACACGGCAAAAAUCCCUACAACAUGGAUUAACAAUAAUGUUUCAGUUGUCAAUGUUACAAAGCCCUUGACAUACCCUUAUUACUCAUUCAAUCAAUCUUUUGGACCUUUCAUGCGAAUUCUGAUGCUCAAAGAGAUAGAGAAGGACAUGGCUUAUGCUUGUGGUUUUGCUUCAAACGGAGAAGAUGAUUCCUUUGUAUUCUCCAUAGGAAUUGUACGUCUUCGUCAGGACUCUGUAGGAAUCCGGCGCUGGUCUGACCUUGAACUAGUCUGGUUUGCAAAAAGAAACCAUCCAAUUCGCGAAAAUGGGACGCUGCAAUUGCUGCAAGAUGGAGAUUUAGUGUUAAAAGAUGUGGAUGGAACUCUUGUGUGGUCUACAAGCACGGCGAAUAAGUUCGUCUCGGGCAUUAAGAUGAUGGAGACUGGAAACCUUGUGCUUCAUGACAUGUAUAAUCAGACUGUGUGGCAGUCUUUUGAUCAUCCAACAGAUACACUGCUUCCUGGCCAGAAAUUAAGGGCUGGUCAAAGACUUGUUGCUAGAGUUUCUUCAUCCAAUUGGACUGAAGGUAACUUCUUUCUCUCUGUAACCAAUCAAGGCUUGUUUGCAUUUUACAUAUCGAACAAGCCACAUAUGUAUUUCAAGUUUUUGGCCACUGGAGAAAGGGAUAGCUUUAAUGAAAGUUAUGUAAAAGCAGUGAAUGGUACUCUUGCCUUGUACAUAUCCUCAACUGAGCCAAAUGAGCCAAAUGCUGUGUUCUCAAGACCUUCUAGGAUGAAAUUUUUGAGAUAUGAUUAUGAUGGACAUUUACGAUCAUACGCUGAGGGAAGUGAUCAGCAAACCGAUAUUUUGGCAGAUUUCAUCGGUGUUUGUGAUUACCCUAUAGCGUGUGGAAGUUUGGAGCUUUGCUCAAAUGGAUUUUGUUCUUGUCCUGGUCCAUUCAAACAAAGUAAUGAUCGACAAAGCAAUGGAUGCGUGGAAGUAAGUCCUGUGGAAUGCAAUGGACGACGUUCCCACAAAAUGAUGCGUGUUUUGGACGUCUAUUACUUUAACUAUGUUGACAUUGAAGCAGCAGCUCUGAGAGGAACAGAUGUGGAAAGCUGCCAAGAGUUGUGCAUGAGGAACUGCUCUUGUAAAGUAAUUCUCUUCCAUUAUUUCACAAACUUUUCGAGGGGUGACUGCUUUUUACCCUCCCCUGUACUGACACUUAUCAAUGAUGCAAAGAAAAGAAGUGGCUAUGAGUCAUCUGCAUUCAUCAAAAUUCCAAAUGACACAGAAAAAGAUACAGACUCUUUAGCUGCAAGAAGAAUUGGAAUUAUAGCUGGAUCAACUGGUGGAGCAUUUCUUCUAAUAGCAAUAUGUGUUAGCAUCUUGAUUGCUUUCAAGAGAAAGCAAACAUUACAAGAAAAUAAUGAUGAUUACUCGGACGAGAUAUCUGGCACUUUGAGAUUUUCUUAUGAACAGCUGAAGGUGGCAACAGGGAAUUUCCAGCAAAAGCUUGGUCAGGGAGGCUUUGGCUCAGUUUAUGAAGGAGUUCUUCAAGAUGGUCAGAAAGUAGCCGUGAAAGUUCUUGACGGUUUUGGACAAGGGAAAAGAGAAUUUUUGGCAGAGGUCCAAACCAUAGGAAGCAUACAUCAUGUUAAUCUUGUUAGACUAAUUGGAGUUUGUGCUGAGAAAGAGCACAAGCUAUUAGUUUAUGAUUUCAUGAGUAAUGGAUCAUUGGAUAAAUGGAUUUUUGACAUAGGCUCUACACAGUUUACCUUUAAUUGGCAAAUAAGAAAGAGCAUUAUCCAUGAUAUAGCAAAAGGAUUGGCUUAUCUUCAUGAAGAAUGCAGGCAAAGAAUAGUCCACUUAGAUGUUAAGCCGCAGAACAUUCUGCUGGAUGACAAGUUUUGUGCAAAGGUAUCUGAUUUUGGCCUGGCCAAAUUGGUGGAUAAAGAUCAGAGCAGGAUAGUGACAAGAAUUAGGGGAACUCCCGGAUACUUGGCUCCUGAAUGGUUUAGCGCGUUCAUUACAGAAAAAGCAGAUGUCUACAGCUUUGGAGUUGUUGCGAUGGAGAUCCUCUGUGGGCGUAAGAAUGUGGACUAUUCACAUUCACUGGAACAUCCACAUUUGCUUAGCCUGUUUAUGGAAAAGGCUGAAAACAAUCUGCUGAUCGAUAUGAUCGGAAACUACAACGAUGAUCUGCAGUGCAAUACAUCAGAAGUUGUCCGUAUGAUGAAGCUUGCUGUGUGGUGCUUACAAAGUGAUUUUACUCUGAGGCCUUCCAUGUCCAUGGUGGUUAAAGUAAUAGAGGGGACAAUGGAUAUUGAAACUCAGUUAGACUAUAGUGUUCCAAAUUCACGAACAAUUGCAGCUAUCAAAAGAGUGGCAGACACUACAACUACCUUGUUUCCUUCAAUUCUUUCAGGACCUAGGUAAGGAUCUCUAAGCAUGAUCAAGCUGAAACAUAGCAAAAAUCCUCCCUCCUCAAUCCUUUUCUUGUUUGAUCCCUAUGACCAUCAUUCUUACGUAGCUUAUUUAUUGGUUUCAUUUGUUUUA